UUUUCCGUUUCAGUCGUUUGCUAGCCUUGGCGCGUUCGUCACGCAAUUUUGGUCGUCCGGAAAAUCACUGUGGUGUAUUGUACUGAUUGGUUUAUCCAUUUUUUGCUGGUUCUGGUGGUGUGCUUUCACAGCCUCCACCAGCGCUUUAGUUAUGGCGAAGAGUGAUGGGGUAAAUCCCUCUUCGAUCGCUUGAAAGGGUGCACGAGGAGAAUAUUUUCUAGUGUAUGAUGCUAUAAAUAGAGUCGGUUGGUGAUACAAGGACGGAUGGUGUGGAGAAGUGGUGAUGCUGAAGGAAGGAAACAAACGGGACGAAUGAAAAACACAUUAGUGAACAUUUGAGGAAAGGAAAAAGCUCCGGAAAGCAGAAGAAAAUCCUUGCCACUGUGAAAAGCCAUCCAGAAACGCCUAAUUGAAACUUCGAAGCGCCACCCACAACCCAUCUGACUGUCGUUUUUAUCCUACGUACGGGGAAUUAAUGGAUACUCGAAUGGCGGAAAGAGCAUUCACAGGAGCAAUAACGAGUCACAAGUGUGCUAACUAAAACGCGGGUUUAUUCGGUGAGAAAUUAUAGCCAGCUCAACUAGUGGGUGCUAUGAGUUGUGUAUUUUGUGCCUGCACUUGGUAAAAAACCACCUGUCGAUUGCAAUUAGAAGUGAACCCACAACCACCUCACGUUCACUUCUCUCCGGACAUACACCUUUUUUAGCCAAUUGGCUUUGAAAAACCACAGGAAAAACAACCACACCAUUAACGGGAAACUGCGCUCCACUUGACGGGAUGAUCACUCGUUAGGGUGAUCAACUAGCUGCUAACGUACUGGAACAUAUCAAUUACUAGUCUUUAACCGCUCAUAAAUUAAUCGAGGGGGCUGAAACAACUCCAAGAGGUAACGAACUAACAGACAAGCUUUUCUCGUAGCGAAGUGAACACAGAUAUAAUAUCAAACGACAAUGCCAGUAGCAAAACGAAACACCUGAACAGAGACUUCCAGCGGCAAUCGCCGAGUGGAAAUGUUUUCAACACACGGAAUCGGAGGCUGGAAAAAAAUAUGUCGAAGGCGUAUUUCCUCCCAUUCUUCAUGUGUCACGCUACAGCUGUUCUCUGCAUGAGCAACUGAGUCUAAGAAUCGCACAAUAAUGGCAUUGAACACAUCUCCAGUAAAGAAGUGAUAAACAUACGAAGCUGGAUGGGAAACGUAGUUAUGGUAUCCAUGGGAACAUCUGUGUUUGAAUACUGGCGGUAGCUGCUAAACAUACUUACCGAAGAAACCGUAUUUUGAUGAGUGCAAAUAUACCCGUACAUAUAGCAACUAGUUUAAGGUAUUGAGACUAAAUAGCUUUCAGAUACGGUGUGAGUGCCAUGGAUAUACUCAACGAGACAGACUUUUUACCCUGUGACGGGUGACAAAAUGUGUAUUGUAGUAAUUUUAAUCAAGUGAAAGAAAAUAAAUCAAUUUUUAAUUAUACGGCCAAGCAUUAUGACUAGCUUGGUGAAGCGUGCCAAAGUGUAGUGAGCGUCAAUUUGGAAAAUUAAUUAGUACAAAAGUGUUACCCGGCGGUGAAAGCUGUAAAAAGCUUUGGAGUGCCCGAUUUUCAGGAGUGUUAUUUCCUGAAAUUCUACAAGCGCCAAUAGAACAUACCUGUAGGCAACUUGUGUGGCUGUCGGUAUUUUUUAAAUCUAUCGAUGCUCAGCCCAAAAAUGCAGCGAGCAAUUCGUGUCAACGAGCAUCAGCUGCUCAUGCUGUCGGACCGGGCGCAGUAUGACCACUCGAUGCACGGACAUUUAUAUAAACGCACAGCAGACAAUAACAAGUGGCAAUUGCGAUGGUUCGUUCUAUACCAGAAUUUACUGUUCUACUACGAAUCGGAGCAAUCAUGUCGGCCUUCCGGAAUGAUCUUCCUGGAGGGCUGCUAUUGCGAACGGCUUGUUUCAGCCCCCUCGUUGACCGGUCCGCCCAUUAGCAGUGGCAGCGGGCCGGGUACAAAGCCCCCUAAGGAGGAAAAACUUCAGCACUGCUUCACAAUAUGCUACCGGCGUGAAAACCAACGACAAUACGAGCUUCGAGCUUUAAACGAGUCCGAGUGCUCGGCGUGGAUCAUCGCCAUUAGAGAGGCAAGCUUCAACAAAUUACUACUGCAAAAGGAAGAGUUGGAGCAGAAGCAUGUUCAUCUUCUGCAGGUUGUCGAGAGCGAGAAGACGGCUAAAUGGCAGUACACUCAGCAGUGUGAAGAGCUUGCAUCCGAAAUACGUAAACUAAGAACUGAGUUAUGUCUGUUGCGAAAGGAAACUCGUUCGAGUUACUCGGCAACACCGGUGGGUAGAGGAAGUUUCAGCAUGCCGGGAGACAGCAUCGAAAAUGAUCAGUCAUCACUCCCUGGCCUGUGCGCUUCGGUGCACGAUUCCAUCGAGCUUCGAAAAAUUAAAAAGGUGCAAAGCUUUUUCCGGGGAUGGUUGUGUCGUCGCCGGUGGAAACAAAUUGUCGAAGAGUACAUACGGUCGCCGCAUGCCGAGAGUAUGCGAAAGCGGAAUCAUCUGGUGUUCAGCAUGGUCGAAGCGGAGGAGGAAUACCUGGAGCAACUGGAGGUUCUUGUUGCAUGCUUUCUGCGGCCAUUUAAAAUGGCAGCCAGCUCCAAACGGCCUCCGUGUUCGCACGAAGAUGUCAAUUCUAUAUUCCUUAACUCGGAAACGGUACUGUUCCUGCAUCAGAUCUUCCUCAAGGGGUUAACUUCACGACUAGAGUCUUGGCCGACGUUGGUACUUGUUCUAGGUGAUUUGUUUGACAUGCUUCUGCCGAUGUUGAGCAUCUACCAGGAAUACGUGCGCAAUCAUCACUACAGUCUGCAGGUGCUGACGGAGUGCAAGAGUAACUCGAACUUUGCAACGGUGCUUAAACGACUCGAAUCGAAGCCUGCCUGCCAGGGUCGUAGUUUGGAAACUUUUCUCACAUAUCCGAUGCACCAAAUUCCACGGUACAUCAUAACGCUACAUGAGCUGCUGGCUCACACUCCGCAUGACCACGUGGAGCGCAAAAGUUUGCAAAAUGCGCGCCAGCAGCUGGAGGACCUUUCGCGCCAAAUGCACGACGAAGUAUCGGAGACAGAAAAUCUGCGGAAAAACCUAGCUGUAGAGCGCAUGAUCGUCGAGGGGUGCGACAUUCUGCUCGAUGUUAAUCAAGUCUUCGUUAGACAGGGCAGUCUCGUGCAAGUACCACCAGGAAGGGGAAAAAUUCGCAGCCGGUUGGCUUCGUUCAAAAGUGAGCGGGAUGCCGUGAGGCAAUGUUUCUUAUUUUCGAACCACAUGAUUAUCGCCACAAGAACUUCUGGCGGCCGAUUGCACCUGCUGCCGGACGUGGGUAAAAUUCCGCUGGCGGAUGCUACCCUCGUGGAAGACCCAAGCGAAGUGCAGCACGACGAGGAGGAGGCCUCGGUUUGUUCGGCAUCGACUCGGGGCAGCACACUGAGUGUAUCGGAGUCGGUAAAUGCUGGCAAUCGCGAUUUUAAAAUUAUAGUGGAAACCAAGUCCGGCGCACGACACGGUAUUCAUCUAAUUGCUCCGACAAUUCAGGACAAGGAAGCGUGGAUUAGCGAUAUCUCGCAGUGCCUGGAUAACAUUCAUCUGCACUCGCUGCUAUCACCGGGAAUAGGUGGAUCGUCAGGAGGAUCCAUUUUUGCAGGGCACCAAGCGCUACGUGCCGAUCCGCGUCUUUUCAAAGACGACGUUGAUAUUCGCUUCUCGCGUACGCUCAAUUCUUGUAAGUUGCCCCAAGUACGUUACGCGACACCGGAAAGGCUUUUGCAACGGUUGACGGAUUUGAGAUUCUUAUCGAUCGACUUCCUGAAUACAUUCUUGUUAACGUACCGUGUGUUUACUGAUGGAGAAACAGUACUUAAUGCUUUGAAACCGGUAUUCUAUGACCCCCCGGUUGAGCAAUCUUGCGAUUGUGAUCAUCAGACGGAUUUCUUAGAGUUACCCUACCAGGAUGGACGAGCGUCGCCACGGAGAACAUCCGGUGCUAGCUCGGUUUCGGGGUACUGCUCCGAAGGUGCCGAUCGCGACCGCUCGAUGAGUGGCGAUUCCGCGGGUCUCCGUUUCCGCGGAUCCCGCCGUGGCUAUGCAAGCCAUCAAAGUUCGGAGCAAGAAACUCUCUCCUGGAUUCCGGAGCAGGUAGGACCAGUUAUAAUCCAUGGAGCCGCACAUCAUCAUGACAGCAAAGAGGAGAAGCAAAGCUCACCUGCCAAAGUCGACAACACCCACAUGCAGAGUAAAUCACAGCAUCAAAUCCAUCCGCAACCUCAGGAUGACUCGUACCUGUCGAUACCGAAAGCAAUGGCCGGAUCUAGCAGCACUGAUACGUUUACCGAAGCAGCAAAGAGUGGACCAUCAUCACCAUCGAAUCUAAGCAGUGUCACCCUUGUGGGAUCUACCGGAUCGGGCGGAGAGGAUAAGUCCGAAGAUCAGACUCCCACGGAAGGAACGUUCAAAUAUGGCAAAGUACCUACUUCACCAUUGCCAGAACGUGUUAAUCCCAAACAACGGAAAGAACCAUUGACGCCAACAAUUUGUACGACCGAUACUUCUAAUACGACGCAACAACAGCAGCACCAGCAGCUCCAACAACAGCAGCAGAUUAAAAUACCUCAAUCCCCACCAACGGUAACUACUACGCCAUGCCAUAAUCCGACCAGCAACAGCGUCCAACAACAACAACAUCAGCAGCAGACUGGUAAAGAGCAUGCAACGGUGUACCAAAAUGGACACGAAAGUCCGAAAAUAAUAACUCAGUCUUAUCUGAGCACUACAACCACGACAACGGUCACGAUAACGACGACAGCAACCACUACUGCAACUGCCAUCCAAAGCAUCUCGCCGCCUCAUCUUCUUCCGAUGGACCGGAGACCAAGCGUUGGCCACACGAUUGCGAUUCCGCAUGCAGCGCUCUGCCAGCAUCGACACAGCUUGCAGCUGAACGGCGAUGGCAGUUUCCUCGGCAAGGGUGGUGACCGACAGCAGCCCCCAAUCAGCAGUCCACGCCUGACGGCACGAAAGUUCUCCGCCCCGAAAACGCCGGACCGGCAGCGGAAGAGCUUCUUCGGAACGCCACAACGCGAAAGAGACACAUCGAGUUCGCGGCGAUUUUCCGAAAGCGAUGACGACAUGACAACGUCGAUCUUCACAACGCCCCGCGGUUCGGUGGGUGGCGUUUCGCUCAACACUCUCUCGUCUCGGGCCUCCAUGCAGCAUGACCACGUCCCGCACUGUUCCAGCAAGGUGGGAGUCGUAAUCACUUCCUAUCGUCAGUCACAACGCAGCAUGGGACCCGAUCCAUUGUGGAGUAGCACCUCAACGGCAGCGGCGGCUUUCGCAAUCGCUACCUCAGCUUCCAGUAACCCUAGGGACGAGCCCCCCGAAGUGGAAGCUAGGAAUCGGAAAGAAUCCGUUGUCAGUUCACCGGCUACAAUGCGCGUUCUGAACGUACUGCGGCACUGGGUGUCCAAGCAUUUUCAAGACUUCGAACAGGAUGCAACUUUGCGCUCGCAGACGAUAGCAUUUCUGGACGAUAUCACAUGUAGUCCGAACCUAUUGCCAACCGAGCAUAGAGCUGCAUCCCAACUGUUACGACUGCUCUGCCGCGAGGACAUCGAUAGCGGGAAACAACAGCUGGAUACGCUGCUUACACCACCACUAGUACCGAGCAAAGAGAGUAUUGAGACAUUGUCAGCCCUGGAAAUCGCGGAGCAGAUGACAUAUCUGGAUCAUCAAAUAUUUCUGGCCAUUCGGAGCGAAGAAUUUCUCGGUCAGGCGUGGAUGAAAUCCGACAAAAAGUCGCGUGCGGAACAUAUUAUUCUUAUGACGAAACGGUUCAACGACGGUUCACGGUUGGUGUGUUCGGAAAUAGUUUCGAGAAGCAACAUGACAGCGCGGGUAGCUGCCAUCGAGAAGUGGACGGCCGUUGCUGACAUCUGCCGAUGUUUGCAUAACUUUAAUGGAGUAUUACAAAUUUGUGCUGCCUUUACCAAUGCGGCUGUGUACCGACUGAAGAAAACUUGGGACAAAGUACCUAGAACAAUCAAAUCGACAAUCACCAAACUGCAGGCUGUGGUGUGCUCGGAUGGGCGUUUCCGGGUAAUGCGAGAGGCCCUGCACCGCUGCGAUCCACCCUGCAUUCCGUACCUGGGCAUGUAUCUAACCGAUCUUUCCUUCAUAGAGGAAGGCACGCCGGACUUUACACCGGACCGGUUGCUGAAUUUUUCCAAAAUGCGCAUGAUCGCGCACGUGAUACGCGAAAUUCGCCAUUUCCAACAAACGCCGUACAAAAUUGAUCACAUUGCGAAAGUUACAUCCUACCUCCUGGACACAUCGUUGCUGCUGGACGACGACGAGUUGUACCGAAAGUCGCUGCAAAUUGAACCGCGAAGUUCGCGUCUGAGUGCACCCAACACCGCGAAUGUUUAAACCGUGCAGAAACAAACAGUUGUAGAAAAAAUAAAUACCUAGAACAAAAGCGGAAGCGUGACUGCAGCGCAUUCACUAUUCGUAUAAUUCCAUUCGUCAGUUCGUUUUGCUUAGAGAGCGAUGCGCAAAAAAGUGAAUUGCUAGUGUUUGUGAUAAAGAGGAUUUAUUUUAAAUGCAUAACAAAAUUACCAUUCGUAUACCGUUAGUCUGUCAGUCAAUCAUCGGACUAAAAGGAAACUCUCCAAUUGUGUAAAGAUGAAACCAAUUAAAAGUUCCUCGUCGCAUCGCAGAGCCGACCACUGAGCUUUGGCGCAAAAGUGUAACUUUUGAUAGAUUCUUGAUAGCUGAAGCAGACAGUUGCCGUCGCCGCCACCACCGCCAAAGGUGCACCAGUGGCGCAACGUUUUCCACCUGCAUGCGCAUCGUCAUCGUCAUCGUCAUCGUGUUCUCUCCAGUGUUCAAUACCACCGAGGAGAAAAACCUUUUCCGGUACCUUCACGAUACAGAGGAGGAAAAAGUGCAAUCUGCAACUUUUGAAACUGCGAUCUACAACACUUCGCUGCGCUAUCCGAAGCUGUAAACGAUAUGCAGUUUCGACCGGAAACGCUUCUCAUCGUAACAGUGCGGCCAUAAAUCAAUGCAAUCAAAGUUCACUCGUCCGGUACCGAUGAUGAUUAGAACUGGCGAUGGUGCCGGAGAUAAUUACCGGUGCAAAGUUCAAUUAGUACUAGUAAUGCGGUGUACGUGUGAAUACGGAAGUUUUAUCCGCAUACCGGAUGCCCCUCUUUUGUUCCCAGCAAGCCUCACGUGCAGCUCCGAAGGACACUGUCGUGGCGUUCGCUGGAAAGGAGCAACAUUUUGCAAUCAUAUGUGAACAAGAGCUACUUUCAAAACUUACUAUUCGUAAGUACUAGAAACUAUUAUUAAAGUGUAUGGAUUUACCAGAAUCAUUAAGCAACACCGUCUUACUACAUAUACUAAACAUACAAAACCGCGACAGUUAACGCAACAGUCCGCAAUCAAACCAAUCAGUCUAAAUUGUUAUUUAAAUUGUUAUCAGUAUCAUAAUCUCCUACUAUGCCUUUCAUCGUUCAACAGUAGAAUUUUAUUCCCACUUACGGGAAACUAGAACGGAUACUUUGGCGAACGUAAUGAAGAACAUGUUAUCGUCCUCUUGUGAAAUAUAAAUAAUUAUAAUUACGGCGUUUCAUGCUGGUCAUAAAACGAUAAAUAUUUUCAUGAGCUGUUUGUAGUGAAUAAAACAAUUAUAUUUUACCUCAAGUAACACAAACCAUAACAUAAAUACAAAUGACUACCGGUGGCAAACUGAAUUGUCGUUAGCAACCCCUUGUAACUGGAAUAGAUAAGUGCCGGAGAUAUCUGUUGAAACGAUUUGCUAUUGUAGGUGGGAAACAUUGAAUCCAAUUAUGAAUGUUUGACAUCUGCAAUGCUUGAAUUCGUAAACAAAAAAGAAGAAAAGAUUCCAAUAUCCUUAAUCAACAAAGCUAAUCUCUACAUAUCUCCAAAUGACUAAACCCAUGAGAAAACAUAACCAAAGCGAAACACAAUGUUAACCUAUUGCAUAGUAAUUGACCUCAGAUGGCCAAAGAGAACGACAGGUGUAAUUGAACAAUUACGAAACAAAAUGUAACACGAGAUAAAUUUCGAUUGAAAGUACAUUACUCAACUUCAAACCUUCUUAUGAUAGCCGAUAGCAGGCUUUAGGCAGUAGUUAAAUCUCUUUCCCUUUUUACGUCCAAUAAUUCCACAGUUUGUAGAUGAGUAGAAAAAUAACUAAGUAAAAUAUGUUGAUAAGUCAAACACGACUUUUUCUUGAACGUUGGAAGCAAAUUUGUCUAAGAAAAUUGAUAAGUGGUAAUGGAAGAAAAAUGUUCGAUCAAUUGUAAGUAUCGUUCGAAAAUGCAGGUUGAAGGAAAUGAAAUGAAGAUACCAAUUGUGAUGUUCAACUCUAUGAAUUAUGUUUCCACCGCAGGAAAGUAGCGAUAUCAGAUAUAUCAAUUCAAAAAUGAAUAUAUGACCGAAUCCGUUGGACUGAUUCAAAACAAUCCUAAACUACGAGGGUCCCUUUUACCUGUUAACUAACUGUUAAAGUGUUAAACCAAGUAAAAAAAAAGAUGAAUUGUGGUAUAGGCACAAUGUGCAAAGCAAACAUAUUUUUAUGACAAGAUGACAAGUUUACUAACAUGUGACAAAAAUGCAACCUCUAACCCCAUUUUUCUAAUCCUUAUUGAAUAAGCAGAAAAGGAGUGCAGACAACAAUUAAAUCAAAAUGUUGUGACUAUUUGAUUGUAGCAAGGUUUUACAGCAGCCAAAAUAAACACGCUCUUUGCUUGGAACACUUCAAAUACAAUCAACUUUACACAGAAGAAUCAAGUUUAACAAGUACUCGUUUUACCUUUUUCGAAAGUUUAGAUACGGAAACUCAAAGCACUAGCUCGCAGUUUUGCUCAAAGUCCAUAGAUUAGCUCCGAUGGAUACAGCCAAAGAUACUCCAGAAUAAGAGUCAAACUCAACUUGUUAAAUCACUACACUCAUAACGUGCUGCAAAUAAAAGAAAAUCUUUUCUAAUUAAUGCAAAAAA
Messenger RNA from Wyeomyia smithii (pitcher-plant mosquito), 9055 nucleotides. Its product is annotated as ras-specific guanine nucleotide-releasing factor 2-like. Gene Ontology annotation, biological process: positive regulation of GTPase activity; Ras protein signal transduction. Lineage: Eukaryota; Metazoa; Arthropoda; Insecta; Diptera; Culicidae. The transcript has 25 exons. Gene Ontology annotation, molecular function: guanyl-nucleotide exchange factor activity; protein binding. Bases 1684 to 6453 code for a protein of 1589 amino acids. Gene Ontology annotation, cellular component: plasma membrane. The record is from RefSeq and is a predicted model, not a curated record.